This is a messenger RNA of Laetiporus sulphureus 93-53, 1455 nucleotides long. RefSeq lists its product as uncharacterized. NCBI's taxonomy places the organism in Eukaryota, Fungi, Basidiomycota, Agaricomycetes, Polyporales, Laetiporaceae. The record is from RefSeq and is a predicted model, not a curated record. Bases 1 to 1455 code for a protein of 484 amino acids. The transcript has 2 exons.
AUGUCUCCGCCGAUGAGCCCACCCACAAGGCAGCGGGGUGGCUCGCUUUCGACGCCGCGGGCCUGGCUGUCCCGCACGACCUCCUCCAAGGACACCAAUCCCGCUCAUGCUCCUUAUGCACCCUCUAAGCCUGUACGCAUAUCUGAGCCUCGUUUCGCGAAUGGUUUGGACAUUCUCGCUCAGCAGCGCUCUGGUGUGCUGGGUGCGGGCGCGACGAUCGUGAGGACGCCGCAAGACGCUCUCUCGCCAUCUGCCACGCGACCCUUCUCUCCGUUCCGUGUCCAUGAAGACGAUGCCAACUACGGCGUUCGAACGGUAUCCAGUGAACGAGCUCCGGCCAGAUCCAAGAGCCCGCCUCUUCCUCCCAUUCCCGACGUUGAGUCUUUUGACGCUGUGCGCUCAAAAACGCCACCCCAUCCGACGCGUGCCCCUCCUUUGAUGCCGGAAUCAGAAGGGUCUGAAAUCACCGUGGUCGAGCCAGUCUCUCUGCGACCGUCUCUUAAGAUGCGUUCCCCAGCGCCAUCAGAGUACUCGCCUCCCGUACCUGCAUUGCCGCUGAAUCUGAGUUCCUCGCCACCACAGCCGCCAUUUCAACCCAUCCUCCUCGGACCCCUGCCUGCAGGACCCGUCGACCCGUCGAAGACCAUUGUGUCUCUUGAGACAAGCACUAUCACGCAUCGCACGACUAUGAGCACUCUCGUCUCACGUCCUUCAUAUCUGGCUUCGUAUUUACAGGAUCUUUUCCCUCCACGCACUGGCAUGCGCGACUCCACGCUCUCGACCAUCUCUGAUGUCAGUGAAAAUGAGAGCUCGUUCAAUUCUAUCUUCCACCAUCACCUCAAGUCGACCGGUGUAAUACCCACGUCGCAACCCCCAGCGACAAUACACAUCUUUCUAGACCGGCCAAGUGCGCCAUACGCGCAUAUCAUUUCGUACCUCCGAACGCCACCGUCUACUCCGGAGCAUCCUGCCGUACUACCGCGAGCCGUGCAGCUUGCCAGCAAUUCAUCGUCGCGGCUGGAUGCCCUGCUGGAGUUGCGAGACGAGGCAUGUUAUCUCGAACUGGAUGAGCUGUACAAGCUGUGCAACGACGAGCUGCGGCAGCGCCAGUCGCGGAUGUCCGCGAUCAGCCUGCACGUCCGCGGGUUCAGCAGUGGUGCGAGCAGCUCGUCCAUACGGAGCGUCAACACACUGCAAGAGAUUGCAGAAAUGGAUGAUCAUGACAAGCUCCGCUCGGCCGGACGGGCACGGUCGAAGGAUUCGGGCUUUGCGAGUAUGGAAACGAAGCGGAGCUUGAGAGGGAUCAAUACAGCAGUGGAUUCAGCAGCAUCGCAGACGGCGAUUUCUCCCACGAGCAUGCAGCAGCGCAUUCUUCCCUCGGAGCGCGGGCGCGCGGCUACGAGACAACCAGGGGCUGGCCUGCUGGCAUCAAAGCCGAGUCCUGGGUGGAUAUGA